AGCUCAGGCUUUUUGUUAAGAGAACGGAAAAUGUCUCUUUCUCCAAGAACAAUCUCAAUUCUCUUCUUCUCUGUGUUGCUUCCUUCUUGAAACUUUCCCCGUGAAUCUCAAAUUUCCUCUCGAUCGGAUCUUGAUUCUGAACUGUGCAAAUAAAGGCCCGAGUGAUUUUGAGAGUCUUAGGGUUUCGUUAUAGAGAAAUGUUGGUGCAGAGAAGAGUAAUGAGCUGGAGAAGAGUCUGGAAGUCAUUCCAAGCGGUUUCCGCGCAUGGUUUGCUCUUCUCCUUCACGCUUCUUCUCGCUCUCAAGCUUGAUCAUGUCGUUUCUCAUUCUUGGUGGUUUAUAUUUACACCAUUGUGGUUUUUUCAUGCUGUGAUUGCGCGCGGUAGAUUUUCGCUCCCUGCUCCAUCAAUGCCUCAUGAUCGGCAUUGGGCUCCGUUUCACUCAGUCAUGGCAACGCCACUGCUUGUUGCUUUUGAGAUCCUGCUCUGUGUGCAUCUUGAAGAUAAAUAUGUUGUUGACUUGAAGAUUGUCUUUUUACCGUUGCUUGCAUUCGAGGUAGCAAUUUUGGUAGAUAAUGUCAGAAUGUGCAGGACACUCAUGCCUGGAGAUGAGGAAACUAUGAGUGAUGAAGCCAUAUGGGAAACACUUCCCCACUUCUGGGUUUCUAUAUCUAUGGUUUUCUUCAUUGCCGCCACAACCUUCACUCUUCUUAAAUUAUGUGGUGAUGUAGCUGCGUUGGGAUGGUGGGACUUAUUUAUAAACUUUGGAAUUGCAGAGUGCUUUGCCUUUCUUGUCUGUACAAAGUGGAGCAAUCAGUCGAUUCAUAGGUAUACACACAUACCGGAACCUAGCUCAUCUUCAAUGGUAGUGAGAUAUCUGGACUGGAACAGAGGUCUAGUUGUAACCGCUGAUGAAGAGCAUCAGCAGAGCAACAGAAUAUGCGGUCUCCAAGAUAUUGGUGGACAUGUUAUGAAAAUUCCAUUCAUUACCUUUCAAAUCAUCCUUUUCAUGCGCUUAGAGGGAACGCCAGCUUCUGCUAAAAACAUUCCGAUUUUAGUUCUGUUUGUACCUCUUUUCCUGCUACAAGGAGCUGGGGUUAUUUUUGCUACAUAUAGAUUGGUGGAGAAGUCUUUCUUGUUAAUAACUAGUGGUGGUGGUUCUUAUGGAAGAUAUUUUACUGCAACAUCAUCAGCUCGUGAGUUCCUGGGAUUCUUUCAACAUGGUGCAAGAUUACUUGGCUGGUGGUCCAUCGAUGAAGGAAGCCGAGAGGAACAAGCUAGGCUCUACUCUGGAGAAGCUACAGGAUACAACACAUUCUCACCAGAGGUUGUGAAGAAAAUGCCAAAGUCUGAUCUUGUUGAAGAGAUAUGGAGACUGCAAGCUGCAUUGAGUGAGCAAACAGAUAUCACCAAUUAUAGCCAGCAGGAGUACGAAAAGCUUCAAAACGAGAAGAUUCUUUGCAGAGUUUGCUUUGAAGAUCCCAUCAAUGUGGUUCUGCUCCCAUGUAGACAUCACGUCCUCUGCAGUACGUGUUGCGAGAAGUGCAAGAAAUGUCCGAUUUGUCGUGUCCUGAUCGAGGAACGUAUGCCUGUAUACGAUGUGUAGAUUUCAGACCAGCAUACUGAAGAAUAUUUUGUCUUCUCUUCGUUGCUUGUUUGGUUUUUUUUUUUUUUAUUAUUAAUGAUGAAGCAAGCAUUUAUAUAUAUGUUACAACUUGCAAAGGAAAAUCCAAUUCGUUUUCCGGUGGAUGUAGAUAUAAUAUUGUAAACCAUUCGUAAAUGUCAUCAACAUUUGUUUCUCUUUCGCUUCGUUUGUAAACAAAGUAACGAGGUCUACAAAAUUAGUUUCCUU
Molecule: messenger RNA, 1850 nt
Organism: Eutrema salsugineum
Lineage: Eukaryota; Viridiplantae; Streptophyta; Magnoliopsida; Brassicales; Brassicaceae
Exons: 14
Coding region: 198-1604 (468 amino acids)
Source: RefSeq, a predicted model, not a curated record